Messenger RNA from Dicrocoelium dendriticum, 492 nucleotides. The record is from the annotation of a GenBank genome assembly. Lineage: Eukaryota; Metazoa; Platyhelminthes; Trematoda; Plagiorchiida; Dicrocoeliidae.
AUGAGCUGGCGGCUCCAUCAGCUUUAUUUAGUGUGUGUACGUGUUAUCACGAUGGGGGGGGGGGGGGGGGGGGGGGGGGGGGGGGGGGGGGGGGGGGGGGGGGGGGGGGGGGGGGGGGGGGGGGGGGGGGGGGGGGGGGGGGGGGGGGGGGGGGGGGGGGGGGAUACUAGGACCAUCUCGUCCGUCGGGGGGGGGGGGGGGGGGGGGGGGGGGGGGGGGGGGGGGGGGGGGGGGGGGGGGGCUUACUUUCGGGGGGGGGGGGCGGGGGGAAUAAAAUUCUCCAUGUGAUACUUCAGUGGCAGGACCCCGGUUAUUCCUUCCCUCAUCAUUUUUAUUCAUGUCUUCGUCACUUAAUUUUUUGUAAAGUCUAGGUGUCAUUCGCCCACACAACAAUUCUCCUUGCGCCCCACCUACUGAGUCCAAGUAUUAGCAGAUACGAUUGGUUAUACGGAAACUAGAAGGAAUUUCGCUUGCUGAAUACGCUACUUUUUU